UCCCUCCCACUGACACACCAAUGAUGGGGCACUAUUCCUCCCACUGAUACCAAUGAUGGGGCACUAUUCCUCCCACUGAUACCAAUGAUGGGGCACUAUUCCUCCCACUGACACCAAUGAUGGGGCACUAUUCCUCCCACUGACACCAAUGAUGGGGCACUAUUCUCCCACUGACACCAAUGAUGGGGCACUAUUCUUCCCACUGACGCCAACGAUGGGUCGUGUGCUUGUGGCAUCCCAGGGGAACCCAAACGGCAGCCCAUGGCACCACAGCACCCUGGUUGAGACACACUGUUGCCACUGCAGGGAUGAGAGCAUGUGCCUGAUUCCAUUUGCUGCUACAAUGGCACUA
This is a messenger RNA of Staurois parvus, 352 nucleotides long. NCBI's taxonomy places the organism in Eukaryota, Metazoa, Chordata, Amphibia, Anura, Ranidae. The record is from the annotation of a GenBank genome assembly.